AUGCAGCUGCAGCAGCUCCAAGAGCGGCUGGCCAAGACCGAGGCCCAGCUCGCCCUCAAUAAUACGCCGAGAUCAACUCCAUCGGGGCGCCCGCAGUCGCGGUCCGAGACCACGGAGCCGGCCAUCUCGUCGCGUUGGCCAUCGAUGCCGGACCCCGUCACGUCGAACGCAAGCUCGGGCACCAUGUCGCGCCGAAGCUCGCAAUAUCAGCUGCCGACGACGGCAACUUCACAGGCUUCAUUGGUGUCGGCUUCAGGACAUCCGGCUACUAGUAACCCAAUGGAUCUGGAUAAGCCCAGGAGGAUGAGUGCGGUUGUGGAUAUGUCUACAAACGGCUCAUCCCUGCUCGACAUCGAUCUUUUUACUUCAUUCAACGAUGGCGCAGACUCCAACAUGGCUUUCGAUUGGACAAAUCAGCCACCGCUGUCGGCACUCGAACCCUUGGACAACCUCCUCCUCAACCGUCUUUCACCCCAAUCAUUGUCCCAUAGCGACCCAGACGAAGACAUAUCUCCCGCGGAACUGAGUGCGCUGCACAACCACUAUUUCGAGUCCAUCUACUUUUCCUUCCCGUUCCUGAACAGAGAUCGGUUCUUGGAAGAGUCUGCGGGCGCCAGCAGCCCUGCAGUGAGCGCCCUGAUAUACGCCGUGGCCCUGGCCGGCUGCGCACAUUCCCCCAAACACCCCAACAGACAGGCCACUUGCUACAGUCUGGCACGCAACUACGCCGAGAAGUGCGAGCGAGACGGCGGCCUGAACGACCUCAACUUCCUGCAGGCCUUGCUGUUCAUCGGUCGUUUCGAGGCCAUGGACCGGAAGCUGGAAAGAAGCUGGCUGACGCUGGGACGCGCUGCUAUGCUUUGCAGGCUUCUGAGGUUGCCGCAGAUGGACCAAGUCGACGAGGGUGACGGAUUCCAAGACGAUGCGGGGCAGAGUGGCCCUCCCAUGUGUUUGCCGCGUACGGAUGAUCCCGUUCUUUUGGAGGAGCGCCGACGGACGUUUUGGGGGCUAUAUAUAUUGCAAAGUUACGUCAAAACGCGUACAGGCUGGCAAUGUCAGCUCGGUGAUGUCAAUGUGCAAACUGAUGCAUCCAUUCGGUCCUUGGCGGCAGGUCAGCUGACAAGAUGCCCAGAACUUCCGAAUAUACCUGCCAUCCCCCGGCCUGCUGCGAUCCGGUCUGGUGCCGCUAAAGAUGCCAUUCUUGUCCGAACCCUGCGCUGCUUCGAUCACGGACAAGAGCGCGCCACGGCCGGCUUCUGGGACGGCUACUGCGCUUUGGUCAAGACCACGGAUGAGCUUUUUGGCAUGCUCAAGCGGCACCUCAACGCCACGUCCAUCCGCGAAGACCCAAUGGCGUUCAGCCUGUAUCUCAACCUGCGUGCCACGGAAAUAUUUUCACACGAGUCCGCCAUCACGCGGAGCGAAGAGCAGGGCCUGCCGCCGCUCAUGACUGCCGAGAGCCAACGACGCGCCACGGCCGCGGCGUUUCAGAUAUCAAGCGCGGUGCGGCUCAACGUGCCGUCGCCAUGGAAGGCGGAUAACGAUAUCUUCAUGCUGCAGGCUCUGUUCAUUGGGUGGCCUCUUACCAUGGCCCUCAAGGCGCUGUAUCGAGAACUCGUGCAAGGGGGAAGCCGCGAGACUGUGAAUGGUGUCGUGGCUUCGUCGAGGUUGCUUUUCGCCUUUUUGGAUCACAUUGAGGAGUCGGGGGGACACUGGCACCAGCGCGUGGCGCAUGUCGAGACAAAGCUUCAGGAAUGGGAUGAAAAGAAUGGAUUCGACUCCUUGGCUCUAAUUUCACUCAGCAGUUCAAGCCGGCUGACCAACGCCAACAAGAUCCAGCAAACAUCUGAUCUAGUUUGGGAUUUUUUCUCGGAUGAACACAAUCAUCAUGCUACGGUGGUUGAUGAGUCUACCCUUCAGGUCUUUCUGACCUCGGACAAGCUGUGCUCCCAUCGUCUUUCAGGGGCUCAGGAUUAUUUAGAUGACCAUGGUACCAAGCUCGACCUGGUUCCUCGGGUGAGGAACUUGGCAACGGUCAUCAGCAUGCCAGAGUUGGACCAAGCCGCUUUCUGGGCUGCGCUCUGGUUAAUGCCUACCAAGGAUUUACAGGAGCUGCACGACAAUCUACGUCCUCCUACGUCCGAAAGAGACCAAGCACGACUACGUCGUCAGCUGGUGCUCGCUGUCCCUCAAAUCCCAAGACUUGUCAGAAUCUUUCGUGGACAGGAUCCUGACACCUUGACCAAGGACGACAACAAUGCUCCCAAGACUUACAAUGCCGGGGACAAACAGAACCGGCGGGAGGCUGACUUGGCUCUAGAACGAGACAAGCACAAAUGCGUCAUUACAGACACACUUCACCCUCAAGUCUGCCACAUCUUUCCCUUCGCUUCCUUGAAGUACAGGUACCAGAAAGUCCUGCCAUUAUGCCUAGAGGGGAUGACAAAGAUCUGGGGAAGUGAACGGGUUGACACCCUUUCUGAAAAGCUAUGGGUCUACGGACCCAACGACAAUACUGCUAUCGACACGGUUACCAACAUGAUUUGCCUAAGUCCGCAACUGCAUGAUUGGUGGUCGAGGGGUUACUUUGCUCUCGAGCCCAUCAGGUUUUGGUCCGAACCUUUACCCGACAGCACCCCAGACAAGCCGGACAGGCCAGACAGGGCGGCGAAGAAACGCAAAAUUCCCGAGAAAUGGAGCAUCCAGAUACGCUUCCAUUGGUUAAGGAAGACCGACGUCCCCAUGUUGACGUCAAAAGUCAAGUUUUCUGAUGAUCCAAUCACUAUGAUGCAAGAGCCAGCGGGCGAGGGUCUGGUCAGAGCUUUCAACGCAACCACGUGCCGACAGGUUGAGAACGGCCAAAUCUUUACCAUGACGGCCGAUAGUCGAGACAGGCUACCUGACUACGACAUACUUCUUUUACAAUGGGACCUGCUACGAAUGUGGCGUCUAGCUGGGGGCGCGGAUCCUACUGUAUACCCGUUGGACGACGACUUUCUUGACAGCAGUGACGAGGAGGUCCAAGUGACUGGCGAUGAUGGAAUCCAGGAGACUGCCAGAGGAGAUGGUCAGAAGGAUGUCCACCGCGAUUCCACGACACGUUGA
This is a messenger RNA of Colletotrichum higginsianum IMI 349063, 3105 nucleotides long. Its product is annotated as Tat pathway signal sequence. Gene Ontology annotation, cellular component: nucleus. The transcript has 6 exons. Gene Ontology annotation, molecular function: DNA binding; zinc ion binding. Gene Ontology annotation, biological process: DNA-templated transcription. NCBI's taxonomy places the organism in Eukaryota, Fungi, Ascomycota, Sordariomycetes, Glomerellales, Glomerellaceae. Bases 1 to 3105 code for a protein of 1034 amino acids. The record is from RefSeq and is a predicted model, not a curated record.